CAGCACAAACUCAAUAAAAUGUUCGUUCACACACAUCUGUAGCUUCAUGUUGCAGACUGACAAACCUACGCUGCUUCCUGGUUGAGAUUUGUUUUACACCGCCUGUUGCUGGAGAUGGAGAAGAGCCGGGAGAAAGUGCAGCCGAAACCUAUUCGCCCCAUAGCUGCGAUUUGCAACAACAUGGGGAUAGGGAGAGACGGGGCAUUGCCCUGGAGUUUACCAUCUGAAUUCCAGUACUUUCUGAACACCAUCACAAAAGUGUCGCGACCAGGAAAUAUGAAUUUGCUGAUUUGGGGGCGACUAUGUUGGAAUUCCCACCCAGGAAAUAUGUUUCCGCUUCCCAACUGUCUGCAUGUAGUGCUUAGUAAGACACUGAGCUCAGUUCCAGAUCAUGCCCACUUCUUGCGUCGAGACUUUGAGAGUGCUGUCGACCUGGCUGCUGAGCCCCCCCUUGCUGACAUAAUAGAGACCAUCUGGAUUGUUGGUGGGACGCAGGUCUAUGAGGACGCGUUGAAGCACCCAUGGUGUGACCUACUUUACCUGACAGACGUGAUGGCCGACUUUGACUGUGAUGUGUUCUUCCCUGAGUUUGACAGACAUGUAUUUAAACUACAGGAAAAAUUUCCUGAUGUACCGAGUGAAAUUCAAGAGGAGAAUGGGAUUAAGUUCAAGUGCCAGGUUUUCAAGAAGGAGAUUGCUGAUACUAUGUAGAUAAAAAAAACAAAGCAUCUAAAUCUAAAUAACCACACCAACGGCGCAGGAAUAAUAUUAAAAACAAAUCUUUACACUCCUAGCUGAAUCAAGUCCUGGCAAUACUGUAGUUUUAAGACUGCAAAUAAUAAAAGGUUUUGCCAGAAAUCGCAAAAUUGCUAGAACUAGCCAAUAUACAGUGAAAGCAACAUAAAAAUAACUUAAAUCACUUUCAGCACAGACCGAAGCAACAUUAAAUGACAUGAAAGUUCUCCUUUUGGCUUCAGCUGUCACCUUUUCAGAUUCCUUGUAUCAUCCUCCCACGCUAAUAUUCUGCAGCUGCGAUUAAAAUGUGUUUGUCCUUUGGCAGGUCAUGAAAAAGUCACCCUGUGUUCUAGUUUUUUACAGCAAAUCUGCUGCUUCCUAAACUGACACCGCAUGUGCCACUUUGGGGAGUUAUACACAUUAAGAUCCUGCUGGUUUCCUUCAAAUCACAGUAACAGAUAUGGAGAAGAGUUACAAUUUGUAAUUUAUUAUGAAAAUUAUUUAUUUACUUUUUUAUUUUACUCUGUUUAUUAUUCCUCUUUGAGAUCAUUUCUUCACAAACAAGUAGGUGUUAUCCUUUUAAAAAAAUCAUUUACAAUAUGUCAAUGUUUCUUCCAUGUGAUUAAAAAGAGCCAUGAAAAUCAA
This is a messenger RNA of Girardinichthys multiradiatus, 1380 nucleotides long. RefSeq names its product zgc:153031. Bases 115 to 711 code for a protein of 198 amino acids. Gene Ontology annotation, cellular component: mitochondrion. Gene Ontology annotation, biological process: tetrahydrofolate biosynthetic process; dihydrofolate metabolic process; folic acid metabolic process. The transcript is spliced from 6 exons. The record is from RefSeq and is a predicted model, not a curated record. Gene Ontology annotation, molecular function: dihydrofolate reductase activity; NADP binding. NCBI's taxonomy places the organism in Eukaryota, Metazoa, Chordata, Actinopteri, Cyprinodontiformes, Goodeidae.